Messenger RNA from Drosophila gunungcola (fruit fly), 844 nucleotides. RefSeq lists its product as uncharacterized. Bases 99 to 545 code for a protein of 148 amino acids. NCBI's taxonomy places the organism in Eukaryota, Metazoa, Arthropoda, Insecta, Diptera, Drosophilidae. The transcript has a single exon. The record is from RefSeq and is a predicted model, not a curated record. Gene Ontology annotation, molecular function: calcium ion binding.
CGAGUAAACUUUUAAGCAGAAACACUUUAGUUGACACUUCGGAACAGAGAAAUAAACACAACUUCAUUAAACAACUCAACUGAAAAAAGAUACACAAAAUGGAGGAACUGUCUUCUGAGGAGCAGAUGCUGAUUAGAGAAACAUUUCGAAUACUGGACAAGGAGAACGAGGGCGCCAUAACCUCCAAAGAGAUGGCGGUUGUGAUCCGCGCCCUCGGCCGCCAGCCAAACGAAUCUGAAGUCCAGUCCAUGAUCAACGAGGUGGACUCGGAAGGAAAUGGGUCCAUCGAGGCUCCGGAGUUCUUCAACUUAAUUCUGCGCAAGAUGCGCGAUACGAACCACGAAGACGAACUACGCGAGGCGUUCCGCGUUUUUGACAAGGAGAACAACGGGUAUAUUAGCAUCACCGAGCUUAAGGCUGUGUUCACGUCGCUGGGCGUUAAUAUUGGCGACGACGAGCUGGAGGACAUUAUACGCGAGUACGAUCUGGAUGCGGACAACCAUAUAAAUUACGAGGAGUUUGUGAACAUGAUGACCAUGCGUUAGUCUCCAUUGGGUAUAGUUAUUUUAGGUUGAAUGGAUUUUAAUAAGACUGAAAAUAUGAAAUGGAAAAAAAAAUGUUGAUAAAUUAAACUUGACGGUCACUGCAACUUUUUUGUGUUAUUAUAUGGAAAACUACACAUAGAUAUAGAUCUAUACAUUUCUGAAGAUAGUGACCAAAGACUUUGAUUAAGCCAAUCUUAUUUAUAAAGUUAUCCUUAGUUCCCACUAGUUGUUAACUAGCUUUGGCCUAUUUGUCAUUAGAAACUAUCGGUUUAUUGUUGGUGGAGCUGACACCCAAAUAA